Messenger RNA from Monomorium pharaonis (pharaoh ant), 2912 nucleotides. Its product is annotated as zinc finger protein 726. Lineage: Eukaryota; Metazoa; Arthropoda; Insecta; Hymenoptera; Formicidae. The coding region runs from base 552 to 2717 and encodes 721 amino acids. The transcript has 3 exons. Gene Ontology annotation, biological process: regulation of transcription by RNA polymerase II. Gene Ontology annotation, cellular component: nucleus. Gene Ontology annotation, molecular function: RNA polymerase II cis-regulatory region sequence-specific DNA binding; DNA-binding transcription factor activity; zinc ion binding. The record is from RefSeq and is a predicted model, not a curated record.
UUUAUCUUUGAUAAGAUUAAUUUUUUAUCAAUAUUUAAAUAUUUUAAACUAAAUUUAAUGGAUAUUAUUUGUCAAUUUCUAUUAACUUGUAUACUAUAUAUGAACCAAAUAGAAAUUAAAUUAUACAUAACCUCCAUAUCUUUGCUGUCUUAUUUGUAUUAAUUUGAAGACAAUAGAAGCAAUAAAGAAACAGUUUCAUUUGUUUUUCUGAAGUAACAGGCAAUUAUUUCUAGUUAGUUAACCAAUUUCUUUGUUUGUCUUUGAAGAAGCAAUCGUGGUAGCAAGAAAAUUCACUAUAUAAAGAAUAUUGAGUUUGCCAUGAAUAUUUAAAUAUUUAUGUUCUUUUCAACAAAAGAAAAGGUAAGUCUGUUCUAUUUUUAUAGUGACAUUUCAAGUAUUAUUCAGUGUAUAAAAUAAUUUUAUGAUAUGAUCAAUAUGUAUUAUAUUUUUGUUUUAGAUAGUUUUAUUGUUAUGUAAAAUAAGUAAAAAUUGUAGAAAUUAUAAAAUAUCAAGUGAUAUCCCUUGUAAUUGAUAAAACAAUUUGAUAAAAUAUGUCAAAAUCAGAAUCAAUUAGUACCUUAAGUGAUCAUGAAGAUGAUAUUGACAAUUUGGAUGGUUCUUUGAUAUGGUCUCAAGAGGAGCCACUUUCUUCCAAUGAAAUAUUGGAAUUAUCAAUGCAAGAUAAAAAAGAAAGUGGAUUGCUUGCUCUCUGUCGAUUGUGUGCUGGUCAAACUACUAAUCCAAUAUAUAUCUAUUCUGAAUUUGGAGAAUCAAUGAAAUUGGCACAUAAAAUAAAUACAUGUUUAAGUGUUAAGAUUAAGAAGACAGACUCAUUGCCAAAGCAGCUUUGCUUGAGCUGUGUUGAGAAAGUAAACUGGUAUGACAAUUUUGACACACAAUGCAUUAAAGCAGAGGAAGUCCUUUCAACAAUACUAAAGGAGAAGCAAUCUUUUAACAUUUCUAAUCAAAUCUUUUCUAAUCAAUCUGAUCAAUCCUGUCCCUUAUGCAUAAAAGGCUUCAUGAAUAUAUGCGAAGAGACUUUCAAGAACACAAAGGAUCAGGAAUUAUAUGAGAAUGAUAUAAUUAUAGAAAGCAGUGACGAGGAGAAUAUAUUUAAUAAUGUUAAAGUCAAUAACGAAAGUGAAGAAAAUUAUUCCAUCACAUUACAAUAUUUGGGAACUAGUCAGAAAUAUCUAAAAUGUGGAGCAUGCAUGAAUCUUUAUCACACCGAGGAGACACUAAACGAUCAUAAAUGUAAGCCCAGUAUACAGAAUACAACAAAACCGUACAAAUGUCUUGUAUGUGACAAGACGUUUACUUUUGAGGAACGAUUAAACUUUCAUAUGCAAUUUCACAAAGGCGCGAAAGCAUUAUAUUGCGAGAUCUGUAAGAUAACGUUCGGUAAAGAGCUGAAGUUGUUUUACCACUAUAAAAGACAACAUUCUAAAGAGAUUAGUGUCUCGUGUCUGCAGUGUGGAAAGUUAUUCGAGAAUCAGGAAGCGCUACGAGUGCACGUUUGCGUCGACGGUAAAAAUCGACCUCACAUUUGCGAAGUGUGCAACAAAGGAUUUUUCGAUGGUUACACUCUGAAGCGUCACGUAGUGACGCACCUGCCCGAGAAGCCUUACAAAUGCUCGGAGUGCUCAAAGAGCUUUACGCAGAAAUCAAGAUUGAACAAGCAUGUCGCGAGUCACUGCAUCAUUAUUGAGAGCAGCCAGACCGUCUGGAAAUGCAUCCAAUGCGGGGAAGUGUUCAUCUCUUGCGAUGACGCGGACAUUCAUUACAAGAUAAUACACGAGGAUAAGAUCACGCUGAUCGAGGAGCUAUCGACAUCCAAGCUGUAUCAUUGCGAGUUUUGCAACAGCCAUUUCACCAACGCGGACAACUUAAAGACUCAUCAAAAGCGUCACGUUGUCGAAAGACCGUACACUUGUAACACAUGCAUGGCCACUUACAAAUCGUUCGCGGAAGCUGUUUUACACUGGAGGGAACAUCCCAGAUUGUUCAAAGUUCUCGUCGUCUUCCUAUGCGACGUCUGCAACAAGGACAUGAAGGAGUUAUCCCUGCUGUACAAGCAUAAGCAGAACCGGCACGACCGUGCAUCCAGAUUAUCCGAGUCAGGCGACGCAAAAUUCAUCUGCGAACUCUGCGGGAGUGUAUUCGAUAAAAGCGAGAAUAUACAGGAUCACGGACGAGAUCAAUGCUCCAAGUUUCCCUGCGACAUUUGUGGCAGUCUGCUGCCUACGGCAAAUUCGUUAAACGCACAUAAAAGGCGACAUAAUGGAUUGAGGCCGUACGUUUGCAACAUCUGCGGAAAAAGUUACACUCAGUCAAGUCACAUGUGGACUCAUAAGAGAUUUCACAUGGGCAUCAAGCCUUACGCCUGCGAAUAUUGCGAUCAGCGUUUUACGAUAAAGCCGGACUUGGCGGAUCACGUCAGGAAGAAGCACACGAGGGAGAGGCCGUUCAAGUGCGACGUGUGUAACAAGGCUUUCCUGACUGGGUCCGUGUUUUAUCAGCACAGAUUAAUACAUCGUGGCGAUCGCAGAUACAAGUGCCAUUACUGCGAGAAGGCUUUCACCAGAACAGAGGCUUUGAACAACCAUAUCAAGAUACACACCGGGGAAAAGCCGCACUCAUGCGACAUAUGCGGUAGAUGCUUCAGACAAAAGGGAGACAUGAGGAAACACAGGCGCACUAAGCACGCUUCCGAAUAAAACUAAUCUUGAAAGGGUUUUCUCAGAUAUCAACUCGUUAUUUUUUUCCAUUUGUUUCCAUUUUAAUCAUUAUACCAAUAAGUAAUUAAAUACGCACGUAACGGUGUAUUUGUGCAAAAUAAUUUUUACUGUAGUAGAUACAUAUUGAUUAUCCUACAAGUUUGCUUUUUCAAUAAAUAAUAAAAUACAAUUAAU